GCGCCUGUGAGAGCGUUUGCGGUGGCGGAACGCUGCCGUCCUGAUGGGUCGAGAGACACUGAGAGCACCAAAGGCUAGAGGUGGAAGGCAGAAACGUGUUUUAAUGGAGUAACAACUUAAUGCCUUGGUACCUUUUAUCCCUGAAGUGUAGUUUACUAAAUUUUGCAAAGGAAAUCGAAUUCAGCCCAUACUAAGAAUGGAGUCCCAGCCCCUGCUGAGAGGGUGUAGUGCACGUAGCAAGCUCCCCAGCUGGACCUUGUUUCUGGCUGUUUGUGCUGUUGGAAUUGGAGGAACCUUUCAGUAUGGGUAUAAUGUUUCCAUCAUCAAUGCCCCCACCCAGCAUAUACACAGGUUCUUAAAUGAAACCUGGACUAAUCGUUAUCACAAGGCACUAAAUCCAGAUCUGCUGACUUUUCUUUGGUCUGUCAUCGCUUCUGUAUUUUCACUUGGGGGCCUGUGUGGAGCCCUUGUUGGAGGCAGCAUGGCAAUUUGGCUGGGCAGGAAAGGAGCUCUUUUGAUGAAUAAUAUUAUAGCAAUACUGGCCUCCAUUUUAAUGGGGAUCAGUUUUCCUACAGGAUUGUUUGAGUUGCUGAUUGUUGGAAGGUUUUUGAUUGGCAUAAAUUCAGGUGUUGGGAUCUGUGUGCAGCCUCUGUAUCUUGGGGAAGUUGCCCCAAAACAUCUCAGAGGUGGCAUGGCCAUGGGGAGUUCCAUCUUUCUGACUGGGGGGAUUCUGAUUGGACAAAUAAUUGGUUUGAGGGAAUUAUUAGGUGAAGAAAUGUAUUGGCCUCUGUUGCUAUCCAGCAGCUGUUUACCAGCAUUUGCCCAACUUCUAUUCCUGCCAUGGUUUCCUGAAAGCCCCAGAUAUCUUCUUAUCGACAGGGGUGAUGAGCUGAGCUGUGUCAAAGCUUUGAAGCGAUUUCAUGGUUCUUCAGAGUAUGGAAGGGAGAUGGAAGACAUACAGCAGGAAAGCUUUGCCUUGGAUGGGGAGAAGGCCAAGAAGCCCUGGCAGUUAUUCACUGACCGUGCUGUAAGAUGGCAGCUUAUUACUGUUAUUGUGAUGAAUAUGGGCCAGCAGCUCAGUGGGAUAAAUGCUAUUUAUUUCUAUGCAACUUACAUUUUUGAACAAGCUGGGAUCUCAGCAGAACAAAUCCCAUAUGUGACGCUUGGCACUGGAGCUUGUGAAUGCCUCACAGCCCUCACAUGUGGUUUACUGAUUGACUACGUGGGAAGAAGGUAUCUCAUCAUUGGGGGUUACCUCCUUAUGACCCUUUGGAGCAUUGUUUUAACGCUCUCCCUGACUUACCAGGAACUGUACCCAUGGGUGCCUUAUGUGAGCAUGACAUCGAUCUUUGCCUUCAUCUUGAGCUUCGGGUUGGGGCCAGGUGGCAUAACAAAUACCCUGAUAGCUGAACUGUUCAUACAGUCAUCACGUCCUGCUGCUUACAUGAUAGGAGGGACCAUCAGCUGGGUUAGUUUCUUUACCAUUGGGAUGCUCUUCCCCUUCAUAGUGAACAGACUGAAGCAGUAUUGCUUCCUGGUUUUCUUACUGGAGUGCUCCUCCGUGGCUGCUUUCCUCUUCUUUGUAAUUCCUGAGACAAAAAACAAAUCUUUUCUGGCAAUCAAAAAGGAAUUUCACAAGCUUAAUUUUGGAAGAAAUAAAAAGGAAAUGGAGCUUUCUGAAAGAAGACAGCUCUAUGAUGGGUUUUAAAAACCUUCUGUGGGAUUUCAUUGCUGCAGAACUUCCAUGAGGAUUAUGAAUAGCAUCUUCUAAAUUAGCUGUGCAAUGCCAUGAACAAGCAGUUUAUUCAAGCCUCCUGUGUAUUUAGAGGACAUUUAAUAAAAGGCAACUUAAAUAACUUCUUUGAAAGACUUAAGGACAUUCCUAAUCUAGUCCCACCACUGUAUCUGUACAAAGACAGACCAGCACCUGUCUGAAUUACUGCUUUAACGCGUUUUAUUAGAAAGACUUCUUUCCUAAAAAAGUACAAAUAAAAGAGAUUCUGGGGUUUGAGUUUGGGUUUAUUUUUUUGCCUUAACUAGCAUCUUAACAUUUUCAACUGAGCAGCAGGGUGAAGAUUCUAGUUUUGAAGGUCAGUUCCUGGCACACUGAGAUCACCAUCACAAAAAGCACUAGGAAGCAGAGAGGACAGCAGCUAAAUACUUUUCACCUCCACAGAUCCUUCAAGAUAGUUUAACAGAACAGAGCCAAGGAGGACACAGAGCUUGAAGGACCUGUUGAACGAGCUGUCUGCUUCAUCUCCACCAUUUUCUCCAGGGCUCUUUCUCAAAUCACUCUUAUUUUAUCAGUCAAAAUGUAAGAAAUCCUAAUUACAUCCAGUGUUUGUGUGCUCUGUGAUACUCUUGUCUGUGCCUGUGACUCCUGGUACACUGGUCCUACCUACUUUACCCAUAACAGCUUUUCCUGGCUGUCAGCAUUUCCCAGUUCCAUCUGUUACUCAGUAAGUGCUGGAUUUCUCUUACGCUUAUCUCCCUUCUCUCAGAGUGAAAGAUUUUAGUGAAAAGGUAGGAAGCAAACACUAUUUUUCUCACUUGGUAACUGUAUUAGCUGUUUAAUUGAAAAAUAGCAUUAACAGUAAAGGAGGCAGCAUCAAGAAGGGAUCUUCUUGUUCUUUAGUUUAUCCUUUAAGUUUGCAAAAUACUUCAUUUUGGCUAAAAGCUUCUUUGCUUCCUGAAGGUCAUCUGAAAUUAAAGGAAACAGGAUUAGUUACAGAGGCUGAAUUUUCAUCCUCAAAUCAAUCUCAAUAUUUCAGUGACAGCACCUGCUGCAGCACUAAAAGCUGCAAGUUGCAGGGACUCAUAAUACACUACUAAACCAGGAUGCCUACUGGUUUCAUCCUGGAUCACUUUGGAACACCUCAACUGAGGUGUUCAGCACCUGCUACUCCGCUGACAGCUUCUGUUGGCAGAGCAAGAUCCCCCAAAUGCAAGUCUGAAACCUCAGAACUGGUGCUAAAUUUGGGUAAGUCUGACCCUCCAGCUCCUCUGGGAACCAAGCAACCAAACCAGUUUUUAGUACCUGCAUUCCCAUGGGAAGGGAUUAUCUGGGUACAGACUGAAUUAACUGGAACUUUUGUACUGGAUGGGGUUUUUUACAGCUAGUGCGAGGUCCUGAAUUUCCUGCAUCAGCUGAAAGGUCAGUUUUUAGUAUUUAUUCUAAAUAUCAUACAAAGAACA
This is a messenger RNA of Pezoporus flaviventris, 3195 nucleotides long. Its product is annotated as solute carrier family 2, facilitated glucose transporter member 11-like. Gene Ontology annotation, cellular component: membrane. Gene Ontology annotation, biological process: monosaccharide transmembrane transport. The record is from RefSeq and is a predicted model, not a curated record. The transcript is spliced from 12 exons. Lineage: Eukaryota; Metazoa; Chordata; Aves; Psittaciformes; Psittacidae. Gene Ontology annotation, molecular function: hexose transmembrane transporter activity. Bases 197 to 1708 code for a protein of 503 amino acids.